Entamoeba invadens IP1 is the source of this 1125-nucleotide messenger RNA. RefSeq lists its product as hypothetical. Gene Ontology annotation, cellular component: cytoplasm. The transcript has a single exon. Lineage: Eukaryota; Evosea; Mastigamoebida; Endamoebidae. The coding region runs from base 1 to 1125 and encodes 374 amino acids. The record is from RefSeq and is a predicted model, not a curated record.
AUGGAGAAGUUCACUGAUGAGGAAAAGGCGUGUUACAAAGAGUUGAAUGCGUACGACGAACUUGAUCGUCACACAAAUGGUCUUUUAGAAAUUUGGUCGGACUUAGUCACAGAGUAUUCCUUUAAUACCAGAACUUUCUAUCUAACCCGAGAUGAGUGCAAAUCGAUAUACCAAAGAGGAAUCCAUAACAAAGUACUUCGCAUAGUUGGUGAGAACAAACAGUACAAAACUCAAGAAUUUGACGACGCUCACCUGGCAGUAGUCAAACAAAAAAUAGACGCCGAAAUAUCACAAGCGCAUUGGAAUGGCUACUUCGUUCGUUUAGGAACACGAAGCCCAAAAGACGCUUUUACCGAAAAAAUGUUUUUCGAUUUUUCAAAAAAUUUGAAAAUGUUAUUUACUGCACGAAUAGAGUCUUAUCAUGGCCAAAUUCCCGAAAAUUGGGCCAAAACAUUUUCCGUCUACGAUUAUAUGGAUUACUCAAAGGCGCGCUUCUCUUGUUGGAAAUGCAAGACGAGUGAAGAGGCACUUUCUUUAUUUACAAAUUCGGAUCGAGUAUUGAAUGACAUUGAACGGAUUUUAAAACUCGAAAUUGACCCACAAAAGUUUGAGGUUUUGGCCUUGCGAGAGUGGUGUGACGAAUUAGAUCCGUGGUAUGAAUUCAGAGCAGUUGUCUACAAGGACAACUUAACCGCAUUGACUCAAUACGACUCAAGAUUUGUGUUGGACAAUGUUAUUCAAAAUCCAAAAGAAGUUGAAGAUGUAGUCAAGACGUUUUUUACAAAGGAAUUCAAAAGAAACUUUUGUGAGAAGCGCGACAAACUGCAAGAAGAAGAGAGAAAAAGAUUGGAGAGUUACGUUAUUGACUUUGCGUAUUUGCAAAAGACCAAAACAGUGAAAGUUGUCGAGAUAAACAGCUUCUGUUCACUGUGUGGAGUUAGUCUUUUUAAAUGGGAAAAAGACAUUUUAGUACUUUUUGGGAAAACCCACUUUGAGUUCCGGUAUAAUACUACAGCGCCUGACAUCAAUUGGAAUUAUGAAGUGAGCGAAAACAGUUUGAAGAAAUGUUUUGAAAUCAAAAACGAAGUUUAUAAUCAAGUAAACAAACAUUGCCAAGUCGUUUGA